AGUGCCAGUUGCAAACGAAGGAUCCGAAAAAUUCAAUAUAGUUUUCCCCUACCCCUGAUAAGUUGUAGUACAAGACGAGAGGGAGAGUGACGAGUAGAGGAAGUGAAGCCGUACCACUGUAGUGCUCUCACGAAGUAAGUAGAUCCCACAGACGAGGUGCAGCCCAGACGUUGGCCUACGCCUCUUCCUGAAGGAGACGGUAGCGAUUUUGAUUUCGUUUUGGUACCUUACCGUUAUUUAGAAGUACUCAGGGAGCGAUGAAGCUAUGAUGGUAGUGACCAGUUUUUGAACACGAUGGACAGUGAACUGCCUGUACCUAUCUUUGUAUAUUAAGUCUGCAUUUUAUUUAUUUAUUUUCAUCGAGCUGAAGUACGAAGUGAAUGCGCUGUAAAUCUGAACCGAAGAGGACAUACUAUCAUAGAUCAAAAGUUGUGAUGCAACACUGACAUGGCAUCGUCCUCCUCCUCUGCUGCGGGACCGCUACGCCAGUUGCGGGACCGCUACCGCAUCCUGCUGGUCGGCGAUGCGAAGACCGGCAAAUCGGCGUUUCUCAGCCGUUAUGCAUUGCAAAUUUCAUCAUGUCUGGGUCUGAAAAUUUGUGUUGCUGAUAGUACUCGGAUACGAAUCGUGCCAGAGUACGUAGCCGCUUGUUGUACCGCAUGGCAGUACCAGAAGUGCUUCCAGGCUACUCAUAAUUGCAGUUCCAUUUCUCGUAAAAGAACGCACGACCAACUACUGGCAAGAACAUCCAGCACGACGACGAGAAACAACAAGGUGGCGACACCUAUUUAAAGAUGCAUUUUCGUAGAUGAAGACCUGACAAAAAAUCGAAAUCCAGAUUCAGACAUAUCUAAUGUUUCAACUGCAUAGCCGUGCCGUCCGCGACUUUUUUCCCGAGCAUUACCUUCCCACCACAGCCAAGGACCUCGCGGAGAUGGCGGCCCAUUCCGAGGAAACGCAGGUAGUCGUGGUGAAACUCGAUAGCGGGGUCGAGGUGGAGCUGCUGCUGGAAGAUACUGUGACCACCGGAGGGACGGCCGCUGCAGGGGGAGCAGCUGCGUCCACAUCAUCGUACGGGGCCCAGGUCUUUGGCAGCACCGGAGCAAGGACUACCGCCGCGUCCGGCAGCGGCGGUGGGGGCUCAAGUUCGGCGAACGAGGUAGGGGUGCAGGAGCCGCCGCACGGAAUAUGAUAGUGAACUCAGCUCCUCCCCCUCAGCGUUCAUCUGAAUAAAUGCAUUCGUUUUAUUUGGUGCAACAGAAAUAAACAACCCGAGGGAACAAGAUGGCACUUUCGCCUGACAAACUCUUUGUGCCCGAAGAACCGUAGUGCACCUCGGGCUUCUUCUUGUUGGAGCAGAGCUUCCCAUGCAAGUAUCGCCAAAAGGCCAACACAGAAUUUGGCUCUUCGCAUGACAAAUGAGGGAGAGGGGGAGUUGUGCAUUAGCAUGCAGGAUCCUGUACUUGUACGAUCUGCUCGUAGACGAGUCCUUCGAGCACAUUCUCACCAUGUGGGAUAUGAGACUGGUCUCAAACGUGUACAUGGUUUGCUGUCACAAGAUUUGUCAUUGUCAUGCAAAAAAAUUACAACGAGUACAGUACGAGAACGAACCAGUGCAGCGGCCACACGGCUACUUCGCAUGACAAAUUCUCGAAGUCGUUUUAUUUUCACGGAGGGAGUUAUGAUUAUUUGCCGCGUCAAAUGAGUAUUAGGAGCCGCGCAAGGUUUCCCCUUUCACUUUUCCUAAAUCAAUGGUAGAGCACAUCACAAAUUUACGUAACAGCUGGGAACGUAUUAACGCUUGAGCACCCCAGCAUACGGGAGCCGUUGGCGCGCGAGGCCUACGCCGGUUGUCACCACGUCGCCGCCGCCUAUCAAAAGUAAAAAUGUCUGGGUCUGGAAACUUGUGAUGCUGGGUGGCGUCUCAUGAUGAGGCUACGAAUACUGGCUCUGCAUGACAAGUUUCUGAGCUCCUAGGUGUUGCCUAUUCAGCAUGACAAACUGCGGCUCUGCAUCACAGAAAAACGGAGCUCUUGGGUAACGUGCAUGACAGAUUUAAGAGUCAUGCCAGACAAGCAUGACAAACAUGAAUUCUUCCAGACCCAGACAUUUUUACAGUUGAUACCGCCUCGAGAGCCGCGAUCCUGGAGGGACAGAAAAUCCGGCAAACGCCCGGCAUAUCAAAUGUAAAACUGUCUGGGUCUGGAAGAAUGCAACUUGUGAUGCUGCAUUUGGAUUCCAAAAAAAAUCUGUAUUGCAUGAGUAGCAAAGGAAAUGCAAUUUUUGCUACGCUGAGAAGGCAUUUGUCAUGCGGAAUAGGUAUCGCGAAGCCCUCAAAAAGUCUGAGAUGCUAGGGCAUGCAUCACAGACAUCGUGGCCCAUGCAAAACGUGCAUGACAAGUUUCAGAAUCUUCCAGACCCAGACAUUUUUACAGUUGAUACGGCACGUUCCCGAAAAGAAUCGUCGCAGGGAACAAGGCCGACUUGCUGGCCCUUGCGUCCUAUGCAAUGCAAAAGUAUCGUACUCGUAUAAAUGCAUUACAAAUUUCCUCAGCAUGAGAAAUACAAUUUGUAAUGCGGGUUUUCCUUAAGAGCAAGAUUUGUAAUGCAAGACUUGCAUUUAUACGAGUGCGAUACUUUUGCACAGGAUACGUCCGGCUUCGCCCAGUACAACGACGUAGCAGAGGUGCUGUAUGGAUUGCAAAUAUGUCCGGGUCUGGAAACGUGUAAACUUGUGAUGCGCAUUUCGGAUCACACAACAUUCUGUCAUGCAUAGGCUGCAAAAUAAGUUGCUCAUUUCCUGUCAGUACCGAAGUAGGGGAUUUGUGAUGUGGAUUAGGCAUCGCUACUUACACCUCCUCACAACCUGUGAUGCUAGGCUUUGCAUGCCAGACCCUCUGCCUCAUGCUCAAACAGCAUCACACUCUCCCAGACAAAGACAUGUUUGCAUUCGAUAGGCUGAAGAAGGAACUCAACUGCGCCCUGACAGAAAUCAGUGCCAAGUGGGGACUCAACGUGCUGGAAACGCUGAAGCUCUUGGCGGAGGAUAUCCGCGCGGACCUGCACGAUUUGGCGGUAAAUCCGGUUCCCGAACCCAUGGCCCCACCGGUUGUGGUUGAGCCCGCCGUCGCGCCUCCCAGGUAAGUACUUACUUACAAUACAACAAGCUCUAAAAAUCCAGUCUGGCUGAGAGGUUCUAAGGACUUCUCUCUCAUGUGGCACCCGACGGCUAGAGGAGAUGCAUCUGACGUCUUAAUAGCGAUACUUAAGCCGCGAAGCGGUUCAACGGCGAUGCUAGAAUAGUGUGCAGUUUAUUCAAAUCUGAGAAAGUAUUUUGCUUUGUUUUUUUUUCACAGCCUGGCCAUCUAUCCCGGCCUCCAAAAAACAAGGUCCAACCCCCUAUACUUCGCCCCAGAAGACCCGAUUUAUCUUGACUACAAUGGCACCACACCUACCCUGUGUAAAAACAGCUCCAGCCCAUAGCCAAGAUGGAGGGAAGUAAUCUGCUAGACAAUAAAUCUACAACUUUAUUUGCGAUUGGUCGUGCAUGACAACUUUGGCGACGCAGUAUAGAGGUCCUGCCUAAGUAGCGGCCCAGAUGACGCGUGUUCCACUUCGCAAAUCCAUUCUAUUACUCCUUGAUUCGCGCAUGACAGAUUACCAAACACGAUUGGAGAUGAAUGCCCGCCACGCGGAGCCGCAUGACAGAUGUUCCACUGGGCAUGCAGAUUUGCAUGACAAGAACCACAACGCGGGGGUGGGGACGUUUUUACUCUGGAUAGCGCCCGUGGACGCACGCGUGAUGGAGGAAAUGGAGCCCUUUCUGCUGUCCGCCAGCAAACCCGGGUAUUGGGGCAAUGCCAGCAGCUCGCACGUGUUCGGGCAGCGGGCGAAGGCGGCGCUGGAGCUCGCGCGGACCCGCGUGCGGGUCUGCCUCAACGUCCGGGAGGGGGACGAGGUGCUCUUCAUGUCCAACGGAACCGAAACCAUUAACCACUGCUUUUUUGGCUGUUCGAAAAACAACUUCCAGCGCGGGCACGUGAUUACGCAGAAAACGGAACACGUCGCAGUGCUGGAAGUUUGCAAGGCCCUGGAGAUGUGGGAUAAUGUCAGCGUUACGUGUAUCCUGUGAAAUAACGUACUUACGCACCCCCUAUAGCCAAGAUCAUGGGGAGUCUGCUUACACAAAUCAAGAAGGUUUGGCUGUUGCGCAUGACAAAUUUGAGCUCAGAGUAUAGUCGUGUGUGGCUAGUGCAGCAGCCGCGUCACAAAUCGAUCAUUUCAUCCGUACUAUAGCAAGACAAGGUCAACAUCCCAGAUCUGGCAUCUUAGAAAAGGGUCCUCGGGGCUGCGCAGGAGAAACAUCUUCAUCAUGCAGAUUUGCAUGACAACUCUGGGAAGAUGGCGGGGACGUUCUCACACAGGAUUACCUACCUCGACGUGGACGAGCAUGGCGUCGUGGAUCCGGAGUCCGUACGGAUUGCAAAUAUGUCUGGCUCUGGAAGAUUGCAACUUGUCGUGCUAAAUCUGAAUCAUGCGAAAAUCUGUGUUGCAUGAGUGCCAAAAGCUGCCCACUUUCGGCCAAGUUCGGAGGGGAUUUCUCAUGCAGUAUAGGCAUGACAAAAACCUCACAGAGUUUGUCAUGCUAGGUCCCGCAUUCCAGACCUUGGAUAUAUGUCUGGCUCUGGAAGCUUGUGAUAUAAGUUGGACAAUCAUCAGGACGCUGCGAAUGACGACCACCAGCAAGCGUAGCAAGUUUUUGCCUAUUCAUCUGUAUGGCAGCCUGCGGUUAUGCAUGGCAGAAAAUUCGGUCGGUAUCUAUUACAGGCUGGGUAACGUCGUGCAUGACAGAUUUACGGGGCAUGCUGGCCGAGCGUGACAAACCUCGCUUUUUUCCCGAGCCAAACAUGGUUGCAAUGAAUAAACCGUGGCGGCGGCGCUGCGGCCCGACACGUUUCUCGUAUCGAUCCAGCACGCCAAUAACGAGACCGGGGUGGUACAGCCAAUAGCGGUAUCAAAUGUAAAAAUGUCUGGGUCUGGAAGAUUGCCAGGUUUGGUUGGUUGGUUGGAUAGCGCCUGUCGCCGGUGCAGGUCCCGCCCUCCAUCGAUUGCGAUCCGGAGUAGCCGGAACACAAGGCCCUCAGGUUUGUCAUGCACAUUUUAUUGCAUGACUCCUGAUGUCUGUGAUGCAUGCCCUAGCAUCACAGAUUUUGUGAGGGCUUCCUGAUGCCUAUACCGCAUGACAAAUGCUCUUUCCGUGUAGCAAAACUUGGACUCUCUUUGCUGCUCAUGCAAUACAGAUUUUUUUUAGAAUCCAAAAUCAGCGCGACAAGUUGGAUUCUUGCAGACCCAGACAGUUUUACAGUUGAUAAGCGGAAAUCGCGCGCCGGAUUCAGCAGCGCAACUGCGUCAUGUACGCGACCGCGCACCUGUAUGGAACUGUCAGGAUCGAAAUCGACAAAGUAGUAGUAACUUGUAAUGCAUAAAAUCUAUACCAGUUGGAAGCCCAAUUCCCAAGCGUUGCAUGACAAUUUUUCCGAGCUCCGGAAUGCAAUUUGUCAUGCUGUUUGGGCACAGAAGACUGCUUUUGUCAUGCUACUUUAGCAGCUCUAUUUCAAACCCUAAACAGGCUGACAGUCGGCCUCACUUGCCAUCCCCGCAAGACAGGCACGUCAUGCCUUGCAUUUUAUGCAUGACAAAUCAUUUAUUCAACUUUGUCUAUUUUAAACCUGGCGCUUCCAUAACCUGCACAAGGAGAGGGUUCCCAGUCUGUGGCGGCGCGCGUACAUUCAGACCCCCCGACUGGGGCGGAGUCGGAGCCGGCGCGGGACUCCCUCCCUAUCGUGAGGAAAAAUCCGUUGUCCCCAUAAAUUCGAUGAGAAACUGCUGCUCACGCGGGAUUCUAAUUUGCAUACACGAAGAGGUCGAUUUGUAGUGCUAAAAGGCAAAGCCAAAGAGGCGUCCUAGUCUAGCGCGAUGGAUUUGUCAAGACGCUGAUCAUAUUCCCGGCAAUGCCGAAAAGAUGCGGCUGGUUCCCGUCAUGCCGAACAUGCACCGCUUUAUUUCCAUGCCUCACAGCAAUGCGAAUGCCGUACGCAUCCUUAUUUGCCUUUUGCCAUAUUAGAAUUUUAUUUUGUUUUUUUUUAUCCAAAUGGCCAGCAGCAGUAGCAGAACAUCAGGUCGCCUUUCGAAUUAUCGGGAGGAUGGAUGUUUCAUCUUGAUACCUCCAGCCGCGGCCCAGGUCGCCCAUGCGCGGCGCCACCCCCCGGAACUAUAACCCGGACACGGUAUCCGUAUCAAAAUAUUUUUCGAUUAACGAGGAAUAUAUUCAAUAAGUGGACCUAAUCUUCGCGAUAAUGUUAAAAAUGAUGAAAAAAAUGUACAACUCGAAUUGCGCAACUUCACCUGAUCGACUGUCCCGUGACUUCUUUUGGCGUCUUUGCUAAAAUUCUGGUAUUUUCGUGGAACCAGUCGCACAACCUCCAAAGUGUGGCUUUGCUUCCACAAAAGGAUGGAAGACUGAUGAUUCACCCAAGAAUUCGAUUAAUUGAUACGCAGCAAGGAUCUUGUCUCACAGUUGGAGCCGUAGUCACGUUUAUCCCUUGUUCUCCUACGUAUCAUCAUCUCAAAAUCACCUAACUACACGACAAUCAGCUGCCGCAACGGGAAUUUCUGACCCAUUGCUAUUUUCACGUGGAUUAUCGCACGAAGAAUAUUCUUACCCUGUGGAGGAGUUUCGCAGCUUUGUGAUGCUUUUGCAGGGCGCUGAUAUUGCGAAUAGUUUUCUACCACCUUGCAUAUACAAAAUCGCACUUAUUCGCAGUGAUCCAGCACUUGUAGUUCAUCUACGCUCGUAAGUUUCAUCAGUGUCCUAUUUGUAUUGUGCUGCAGUGCCCUCUGCAUUUUUUCGUGCGAUAGGAACGCGAGCCAGUCGGUGGGCAAACUACCCGUGGACGUGCAGGCGCUGAACUGUGAUUACCUCACGGUCGCCGGUCACAAGGUGUACGCGCCCAAGGGCGUGGGGGCCCUGUACGUGCGGAGUUCGCUACUGGACACUUUUUUCAGCCAGGUUUUCACGCCCUUCCUGAACCAGUUGGUGGGGUCCCAAGCGUAUCCACAUCGCGAAAGUAUCGUACUCGUUGUACUUGAAAUCUAAAAAUCUGAGCCAUAUAAUAGAACAGAUCUGCUCAUAACUGGCCUGUUAUAGUGCAUGACAGGAGACACAUUCCGACUCUGUUCUUGAAAAACUUUGUCAUCACAUACGAUUUGUAUUGCGUAAGUACACUUUAAAAAUACUUUUCCAAUGCAUAAGGCCGCGGCGCGGGAGGAAAAGCUGCAGAAGGCAACGCGUUCGGACCAGGCGACGAAGGGUACGAAGUCGGUGGCGGUGUCCAAAUCGGCAUCACCGGCGGAUGGUGACGAAAUCGAGGGUGCCGGCGAGCAACCUUUGGUGCGAGCGGAUAUUAUGCCCACGGAACUCUCAGCGACGGACGUGCGGAAACUGUUGAAGAAGGUGUCCGAGACCGUGGCGGAAAACCAAGCCCUGCUCGCACAGCAGCACGCGAGGAACCUGGACACGGCGUUUGUGUUGCUGCCGAAAGACGAUUCCCUGUUGGUGGCCAACUGCAGCCCAAUUCUGCCACCCUUUCUGCACGGCGCGGGACAGGAAAAAAAGCUGCGGGCGUCCACGGAGAACGUGGCCUACUGCGUCGGGCUGGGGAAGGCGUGCGAGUUGACAUUGCAGGUCGCCGACGAGUAUGCAUUGCAAAUAUGUCUGGGUCUGGAAGAUGUCACGCAUGCUGUUUUUGCAUGACGCAGAAGGUCAUCUGGCAUGGAAGCCCUAGCAUCACAGACUUCGAGAAGGUUCUGCAAUGCCUAAUCCUCAUGACAAAUCCCUGACUUUGGUGACAGAAAGUGGGCAACUUUUGCUGCCUAUGCAUGAGAGAUUUCUAGGUGUUCUGAAAUGCGCAUCACAAGUUUGCACUUACUCUUCCAGACCCAGACCCUUUUGCAACCCAUAGUGGUCGUGCUGAGACAACGAAAAAAACGAUCUUUGACGCGCGGAUCUCGGAGGAGCUCCGGCGCAAGCGGGACGCCUUUGAGGCCCGCGUCUUGCGGGCGGUCGGUCCGGAGCACGUGGUUGUGAAUGGAGGCGGUGGAAAAAUACCGGGCAGCUCCGCCAAGUCCGAGAGCGGGGCGGCGCAAAACGGGAGUUCCACCUGCGCGGUGAAAGAAUCCGACCAUUUGACGGAGGAAUCGGUGAAAAAGCUGGAGUAUCAAAGGCAGAGACGUGUCAGGGUCGUGAAAGGGGAGGAUGUAAGGAUCUUGGCACGCGCGGCUCCGGGCGCAUGAUUCCUCGUGUGGAAAUAGAGAUUUGUAUUGCAUGAUAUUAAACAACGCGCAGCGUUCCUUCUUCAUCUUCAUGCAAAAAAGCAGUUUAGCAUUCUAUUUCGGCUGCGCUUAGAAGUAGUGUUCUCAAUUAUAACCCCAGCCCCACGUAGUAAACAAGUUUCCAGGUCGUGAUCCAGACAUGUUUGUGGUUGAUAUGGGGCAUUUCGUGGUCCUCGACCUUCCAAGAAGCGGCGAGGCGGAUCUAGAAGUUGGGGACGAGCAGAACAUCAAGAGGGGAAACAAGCACGCCGGCAGCUCGUCGGCACAGGGAACGGUGACGCGGCAGACCGAUCAAGCCGUCCCGGCGCCACCGCGGCGAUUGCCCAACACGAGUUCGCUGUCUUUCCUGCGAGUGACCGACGCGAAGGCGUUUCUGGGUCCCGCCUACCUCGGCAGCCACGUGGCCGCGUCCGCGGGGGCGGCGUGCCAUUCGGACGGGCACGCGACCUCGCACGUGCUGGAGGCCAUGAAGCGAACCGUGCGGCAGAUGGCGGGAACCGUCCGCUUCACGGUCGGACGCUACACCACCGACGCCGAAAUCGAAGAGGCCGCGGACGCAGUUGCCGCGGCGGUGAGCCGCUGGGUGGCAGACCAUCCCGACGAGGCGGAGAGCAACGGCGACGUGAUGAAAAAGUGA
Messenger RNA from Amoebophrya sp. A120, 9028 nucleotides. The record is from the annotation of a GenBank genome assembly. Lineage: Eukaryota; Dinophyceae; Syndiniales; Amoebophryaceae.